UUUAAAUUUAUUUAUUCACAUCGUUAUAGACUUAAAGUAUACCUCACAAUUACGUGUAUCAUGCAUCAAGAGUCAAGUCCACGGUCUUAUAUUUUGAUCACUCUAUUCCCUCAAUAUAUAUAUAUAUAUAUAUAUAUAUAUAUUUUUUUUUUUUUUUUUUUUUUGAUCGCUCUGUCCAAUUCAUUUUUCUCUCAUAGAUCAUUCUAAGAUUACCAUUCUCACAAAGAUAUUGUAUUCAUUCAAUUCACAGUAAGAAAUGGCUGAAGGAGUUCUGUUCGACGUUGCUGCACGAAUCAUCGAGAAAACAGGCGACCUAGCGGUCCAAGAGCUUGGACUACUCUGGGGUUUCAAAGGGGAUAUUGUAAGCCUUGGGGAGAGGGUUUCCACAGUCAAGGCUGUGCUUCUGGAUGCAGAGAAGAAGGAGCAGACCAAUCAAGUCAAAGAGUGGCUGAAAAGGUUGCGUGAUGCCAUUUAUGAUGCAGAUGAUUUGCUGGAUGACAUCUCAACUGAAGCUUUACACCGAGAAGUGAUGAUGAGCCAGAAUAAGAAGUUCAACAAGGUAUGCAUCUGCUUUUCCAAAUCGAACCCGCGUGCACUUAAAAUGGCUCAUGAAGUUAAGGCAAUGAUGGGGAGGCUAGAUACCAUAGGAAGGGAUAGGGUAUUCCACUUGGAGGAGCGUCUUGAGGAGACACAAGUUAGGAAUAGGGCAAGAGAGACUCAUUCUUUUGUAUGUGCUGAAACUAUUAUUGGGAGAGAGAAUGAUAAAAAGGCAAUUAUAGGAAUUCUUUUGGAUUCUAAUGUUGAGGAGAAUGUUUCGAUUCUUCCGAUAGUUGGAAUUGGGGGGUUAGGGAAAACCACAUUAGCUCAACUUGUAUUCAAUGAUGAAGAAUUUAAGAAACAUUUUGAACAAAAAUUCUGGAUAUGUGUCUCUGAUGACUUUGAGGUAAGAGUAAUUGUUGAGAAAAUUAUAGAGCGUGCAAAAGAUAUAAAACAAAAAAAUCUUGAUUUGGACGAUCUAGUUAAUGAGCUUAAGAAAGAAAUUGAUGGGAAGAGAUACUUACUUGUGUUGGAUGAUGUGUGGAAUGAUGAUUUUGAAAAAUGGCUUAGCCUAAAAAAUCUUUUAAUUAGUGGUGGAAAAGGCAGUAGAAUAUUAGUGACAACACGCGAGGAGAAGGUUGCAAGAAUUGUACAAACUAUGCAGCAACCAUACUUUUUAAAGGGUUUAAAUGAACAAGAGUCUUGGCUUUUAUUUAAGCAAAUGGCUUUUGAAAAUGGUCAAGAGCCAAAGAAUCCAAACAUCAAGUCAAUUGGAAUGGAAAUAAUUGAAAAGUGUAGAGGAGUCCCUCUCGCCAUAAGAAGUAUAGGAAGCUUAUUAUACUUUAAAAACCUUGAAAAUGAUUGGUUGUCAUUUAAGGACAAUGAACUUUUGAAAGUAGCUAAUAUCUUGCAAACACUUAAAUUAAGUUAUGAUCAUCUUCCAUCAUAUUUAAAGCAGUGCUUUGCUUAUUGUUGUUUAUUUCCAAAGGAUUACAAAAUUCAUAAAACAACAUUGAUUAAAAUGUGGAUGGCGCAAGGGUUUAUUAGGUCUUCAAGUCCAAACCAAUGCUUGGAAGAUAUUGGUCAUGAGUACUUUAUGGAUUUACUUUGGAGAUCAUUCUUUCAGGAAGUUGAAGAAGAUGGGAAAGGCAAUAUAUUACAAUUUAAAAUGCAUGAUCUUAUGCAUGAUCUUGCAAAAUCAGUAGCAGCAUCUGAUAGUGCCACUUUUUAUUCAAAAGAAGAAGGCAUUCAUGAGAAGAUUCGUCAUGUGUCAUUUGAUGGAACAUUUCUCUCAUCAUCAACAAUUCCUGUGUCACUGUAUAAUGCAAGAAGGAUAAGAACAUUUCAUUUGCCAAGUCAGUCACAAUUUCGAUAUGAAAUAAGAUUGGAUAAGUCAACUUGUAAUGCAAUUGUUUCAAGUUUUAAGUUCAUACGUUUGUUGGAUCUAAAUAAGACAAGAAUUAAAACAAUUCCAAGAUCUAUCGGGAAGUUGAGGCAUUUAAGGUAUCUCGAUCUCUCCAAUACUUCCAUCAAGAUGCUUCCCAAUUCCAUCACAAGAUUGUAUAAUUUACAAACACUGAGACUCACUGGAUGUAAUCUAAUUAAAGAAUUGCCUAAAGAUAUUAACAAAUUAGUCAACCUCAUGUAUCUUGAGAUAGAUGAAUGUUGGAAUUUGACAUAUAUGCCACGUGGACUGGGACAAUUGACUAAGCUACGGACAUUGUCACAAUUUGUGAUAAAUAUGAGUACUUGUUUUGCCUUCAGGCGUAACGGCAGAUUGAAGGAACUCUACGAGCUAAACGAGUUGAGAGGAACGCUAAUGAUUAGAGAAUUGAGACACGGAAAAGAUGCUGCAUUAGAAUCUAAGGAUGCAAAUAUGAAUGAGAAAAAACAUUUACAAGACUUGACGUUAUCAUGGAUAGAAGAAGACGUGGAUGAGUCCAACGUUGGGUAUGAUGAAGAGUCACUUGUAGCCUUGCUCCCACACGGGCCACCUUCAAAUUUUCAAGAAUUGUGUUUAAUUGGAUACGGCGGAGUGAAAUUUCCAAGUGCGAUUUCUUCGCUUUCAAAUCUUGUAAAUUUUUCCUUGUAUCGCUGUAACAAAUGCCAACAUCUGCCAUCGUUGGAUCAAUUUCAUUCUCUCAAAACUCUCUCUCUUGAUCAAAUGAAUGGUUUGGAGUGCAUAUCAAAGAGAGAAAACAACGGGGAGUUCUCUGAUUCUUCAUUCCUCCCAUCUCUAGAGCAACUCACAAUUAGAUUUUGCCCUAAUCUAAAAGGAUGGUGGCAACGACAGAGGGAUUCUGUUGAGGAGUUCCAUAAUCAUUCACUGCCUUCAUUUCCUCAUCUUUCCAACUUAUACAUUUGGGAAUGCCCUAAGCUGAUAUCCUUACCUCUCUUUCCAUAUCUCGAAAAGCUAAGGCUGAGAGAUUGUAGCUUGAAGCCAUUGGAGCAAACACUGAGAAUGGAGGUGAUAAACACGGCAACCCCAAAGAACCUGACAUCAAUAGCAGCAACAUCAACCUCUUCUUCUUCUACACUUGCCGCUUCCUCGUUCAUCCCUCUCUCCAAAUUGAAGUUCAUGUCAAUUGAGAAUAUGGAGGAAACUCUGCCCAAGGAGUUGAUGUGCAACCUCAUUUCUCUCCAAGAUUUAAGGAUAGAUAAUUGUUGUGGUCCUCUCCCUCUCUCUCGACAUCUCACUGCCCUUCAGAAUUUGGAAGUUUGGGGUUCUAAAGAGGUUGAUUUAACAAACGAUGGAGAUGAGAUGGAAUGGCAUGGCCUUCAGAGCCUUCGCUACCUAUGGUUCUACCAGCUUCCAAAUUUGGCCGCUCUACCGGUGGGGAUUCAACAUCUCACCUCUUUGCAAAGCCUCUGGAUUGAACAUUGUUCAAGUUUGUCGGCUAUACCGGAGUGGAUCCUUAACCUUACCUCUUUGCAGACACUGAGAAUUUGGAGAUGUCCCAUCUUAUCGAAAAGAUGCGAAAUGGAAGCGGGUGAAGAUUGUGGUAAGAUUGAGCACAUCCCAGACUUACGUAUAGACAGAUGAAUAACCUACUCUUACGACUUGGAGCUUAAUCAAACCUUUUGGGCGCUGCAAUUGCUCAACAAGUCAACAAAUUCACCGAGUAAAAGAUCAAUGGUACAAGAUGAUAUCGGGUAAUAUUGUGAGAAGAAUAAAAUCUGGUAGCCAUUCUGCAAGAACUAUCAUGUUGUGCAGUAUCUGUAAGGGAUUUAGCACAUCUUGAAGCUUCAUUCUAUUCAUAUAUGUAUACAAUUUUCUGGAAUUGGCUUUCAAGGUGAAGGCGAGGCCCCAUCUAAAUCAAGCUAAAUCAGAAAGAUCAAUUCUUUUAAAUGUGCAUUUCAUCUCUGCAUUAGUCUCUUGACUGAUGGAGAAUGAAGCAUGAAGCAAUGCAGGAUAUCGGAGAGGUGGAUUCGCCGCUGAUAUUUGUGCCCUUACCAGUGAGGAUUUCCGAAAGAUUUGUAGAUACUGGGAAUUCAUUAGUGUCCCAUCUUACCACAAAGAUGUAAAAGGAAGUAUGUGAGGUUUUCCAUAAGAUUUGUUACAUCCUAGAGUUGGAAGGAGAUCCAAUUCAGUGAGAUGGAGCUUAAUGAAAAAUGUUUUGGUUUCAACAACAACUCAAUGUUCAUAGAUAUUUUGUCGAGCAAUUUGACAACCCUGCUUUUGAUUCCCAAACUAAAGAAACUCUGACACUUUGUCAAAGCAGUUUUGGGUCCAAGUGUGAGCUUUCACAAGAUUUUCUGAAGAAUGUCUCAAAGUCUGGAAUUGUAGGCAGUCUCCUAUCAUGGGCAAAUUUCAAGCAGAGUAAAGAUCUUAAGAAAAGUGAUGGAACAAAGACACAGAAGAUUCAUGGUAUAGAAAAACUAGACAAUGCUAACAAAGCAGGAAGGAAGGAAUCUGAUAAAUGUACCUUGCUUUUAACUGAAGGAGAUUCAGCUAAGGCUCUUGCAUUGGCCGGCCUUGCUGCUGUGGGUUGAGAUUACUAUGGUGUGUUCCCAUUGAGAGGUAAAUUGCUCAAUGUGAGGGAAGCCACUGCUAAACAGCUCACUGAGAAUAAAGAAAUUGGGUACAUAAAGCAG
Messenger RNA from Quercus robur (English oak), 4632 nucleotides. RefSeq names its product putative disease resistance protein RGA3. Lineage: Eukaryota; Viridiplantae; Streptophyta; Magnoliopsida; Fagales; Fagaceae. The coding region runs from base 257 to 3580 and encodes 1107 amino acids. Gene Ontology annotation, molecular function: protein binding; ADP binding. The record is from RefSeq and is a predicted model, not a curated record. The transcript has 9 exons. Gene Ontology annotation, biological process: defense response to other organism.